AUGCAGACCUCACUUCUUCACGAACUAGUUAUUGGAACUCCAAUCAUAUAUGACCAGUUUCAAAAGUCGGAUAACAGAUACUUACUUGAUUCUGCCUCUCAUCAAUGUCAAUAUCCAUCCAAACAUCAAAGCAUAUGUAGAGCAAGUUCUAACCAGAAAAAGCGCAGCAGGAAGGCCGAUAGUAAUUCUGAAACUUCAGCAAGACUUGGAACAAACAUAUCGGAAACUAUAAAAAGGAAGUUGAGCUUAGGGGCAAGAAUUCUUCAAGUGGGUGGAGUGGAGAAAAUGUUCACAAAGUAUUUUAGCGUGAUGGAGGGGGAGAGGCUGUUGAAAGUUUGCCAUUGUUAUCUGUCCACCACAUCUGGCCCUCUAGCUGGUCUCCUCUUCAUCUCCACUGAAAAAGUUUCCUUUUGCAGUGACAGAUACAUAAAAGUCUUUAAUCAGAAAGGUCAAAUGUGUAGGAUCCGCUAUAAGGUUGUCAUUCCAGUGAAGAAGAUAAAGUGUGUGAAUCAAAGUGAAAAUGUUGAGAAACCAAGACAGAAGUACAUAAAUAUAGUUACAGUGGAUAAUUUUGAUUUCUGGUUUAUGGGUGUCUUCAAAUAUCAGAAAACUAUCAAAUAUCUGGAGCAAGCAAUUUCACAAGUUUAG
Lathyrus sativus (Indian pea) is the source of this 648-nucleotide messenger RNA. The record is from the annotation of a GenBank genome assembly. NCBI's taxonomy places the organism in Eukaryota, Viridiplantae, Streptophyta, Magnoliopsida, Fabales, Fabaceae.